Messenger RNA from Monopterus albus (swamp eel), 2816 nucleotides. Its product is annotated as deoxynucleoside triphosphate triphosphohydrolase SAMHD1-like. Bases 451 to 903 code for a protein of 150 amino acids. Gene Ontology annotation, cellular component: nucleus. Gene Ontology annotation, biological process: dGTP catabolic process; defense response to virus; regulation of innate immune response. Lineage: Eukaryota; Metazoa; Chordata; Actinopteri; Synbranchiformes; Synbranchidae. Gene Ontology annotation, molecular function: dGTPase activity. The transcript has 4 exons. The record is from RefSeq and is a predicted model, not a curated record.
AUUGCUGUUACAUUCACUGAUCUAAAAUUGAGGGAAACCUCGUAGCUUCAUUUUUGAGAAACUGGAACAAGCAAGUGUUUGGCUCUUGGGCCUAAUAAAAUGUUUUCAUGAUGAAUCAUUUGUGAGAAAUGUUGACUAUCCCCUCAGCCAUUUAGCUGACUAAUCACUUCAGAGCUGUUUACUUUGAUGAAGAAAAUGAGCUUCAUCAUAAAUGAAAGACCCAUUUGUAGCACCAAACAUACUGGACAUUAUGAUUAGAUUUUAGGAAAUAAAGUUGAAAGGAUCAGGUGUGAGCUAAAAAAUCGAUCACCUUCUCGUUUGCAUUUGUUUGAUAUGAAGCAAUGAUACAGCCUUAUAAAAUAAAGGGGUCAGAUCUCAUAUAAUCUCCUGCUGAGAUAAAAUGACACCUGUUGCCUCCUCCACUUCUCUCUUGUUCUCUUCUGUAAGGAGAUGAUUCACACCUGGGAAACAGAACUGGCUCAGACCAGCGCUCAGGACGUCAGUCUGCAGCCUGAGGACUUUAUAGUUAGUGUCAUUGUUCUGGACUAUGGCAUGAAGGAAAAGAACCCCAUCAACAAUGUGCGUUUCUAUAGUAAGAAUGACCCAACUAAAGCCAUCCAGAUACGCAAGAACCAGGUGUCAAAACUUCUUCCGGAGCACUUUGUCGAGCAGAUGAUCAGAGUCUACUGCAAGAAGAUUGAUAGUAAGAGUGUGGAGGCCGCCAAGAAGCACUUUGUCAAGUGGUGCAUGGACAUGAACUUCUCAAAACCUCAGGAUGGAGACAUAAUAGCACCUGAGCUGACUCCUCUCAAACCCAGCUGGUCAAAAAACAACGAAGGCGAGGAUGGUGAAGAAAUAAACGACAUUAAAGUAAAGAAAGUCAAAACUAAGCUUUUUGACUAAGAAGAAGAGGAUAAAUACCUCACUGUUACCUGGUAGAUGAGACGGUGUUGAGUCAGAAUUAUUUUUAUACAAGGCGAGUGUUUGAAUGAGCGCAGCAAAACUGAAGACUAAAUCAUUUUCACAGCAAAAAAGAAAUGGUUUCAUAAAACAGGAAGCAUUCAGGGCCUGUACUCAGGGUUUUUACCAAAAUAGAGCCUUGUUCAAUGUUACACACAUAUCUUUUAGUUUAUUUUAAUCUAGUUUUUAUUUUUGAUUCAUUUGGUGCAAGUGUCACAUUUUAAGUGAAAUUAUUGUUUUAUGCCAUGAGCUAAGCAAAAGUCUCCAAUCAUAUAUAAUGAUCAAUAAAUCAUGGUGAGUUUACAUGAUUUACUCUGAAACUGAACGUGUACACAAUAUCGGUGUUUCUACAGCAUGCACAGGUGUGUUAGGGGGCAACGCCUGUAUUCAGCUUUGAUAUGCCCUUUUUCUUCAAAUAAGUGUCAAGCUUUCAACAAAUCUGCGAUCAAAGUAAAUAUAAACACUUGUGUAUUUUAAAGAUUUUACCUGGAAAUUUGGUUUGGCGUUUGUUUGAAUGUACUUAUUUUCCAGAGGUGUUCUUUGGUUGAGUGUGUUUUGUGGUGCUUUAUUUCUUGUUUUCACUAUCACAGCUUGUCCAUUGCUGUCUGCACCUUUAUAAUUGUGUGCAAACUUUAAAAUGGUAUUUUUGCUACAAUUUAAAAUGGUUUUCUCUUGCCAGAAUGUGAUGCAGCCUCAUAAAAUGUCUCUGUUUUGCUUGUGUAGAGGGGGAAAAAAAAGUUUCUGAAAGAAUGAAAAGAUCUACCACUAGAGGUUUUUCCUGUUGAAACCCAUUUGAAAAUAAAACUUUCUCUCAGUUGAAGACUCAUGUAAGUAAGUCUGUUGAACACCAGGUGGAGGCAGAGACUCACGUUAGACUAAAUGCAUUUUGCCAAAUAGGAUGAUGCAUCUUGUCUCUUAUGUAAUAUUUUUGUGUUCUGGCCUCCAAAUUUAGUUUGUAUUUCCCAAAUGUUCUGUAUAUGUUGGAUCAUAACGAAACAAACAGCACUAGUGCAAUGUAAUUAUUUAGGUACACAGUUAUUAAUAUUGUCGUUAUAAUGAGUAUUGAAAUAUUUUGGAAACAUCAGAAGUAAAUACAGAGUGGUGAACAGCAGCCUGUUUGUGGUCAGUAGUGGUGGUCAGGUCGAUCUAUAGUAUCGAUGCCAACCUUGGUAUCGGUAUCGAUCAAUACUUGUAUGAUGGGAUCGAUACUUGCUUAUCAAUUUCUUUUUUCUACAUUGAAUACACAAUCCCUGUUACACCGUAGUGGUUGUGCAAACACCGCUCCUCUAGUGAUGGCUGUCUGACACUGAUGCUCCGAAACUCGAAGCCGCAUUUUCCUUGAACCACAAAGCUUGCUUUGGUGUAGAAAAAGACAUUGCCAACAACAACUCCCCUGCUGUGAGUUGUUGUCGUGCAGUUAACUCGAUGACGUUCUGCUGGCUGCAUGAUGGCAGAGAAAAAGAGGAGAGCUGUUUGGAGCUAUUUUACAGCUGCAGACAAAAACCCUGCAAACUGCGAUGUCUGUGGACAGAAGAGAAGCCAAUUCAACGAGAUGGAGACCCACUUCUUUGGUGGAAAACAAAUGAGGCAACAGUCCCCUUACUGAGCAAGCUUGACAAGAAAUACCUGGGAGUAAUUGCAACAUCUGUACUUGCAGAAAGGAUUUUCUCAAAGGCAGGGCAGUUAGUAAGUCAGAGAAGAAGUAAAAUAAAAGCGAAAAAUGUAACCAUGUUAUUGUUUCUGAACAUAAACCUACCUCAACAUGGGGACAGAGAUCAAAAGGGGGCCUCAGCCGAAGGUCAUGAAUGAGAGCCAAUAGUAGUUUUUGCUUUUGUGUAGUUAUUUGCACUUUUUAA